ACAACUUGACACAUCCAUGCUUGACGCCCAUGUGAUUGAAAUAACUUCAGAAGGAAAAAGUCAUAGACCCAACGACUAUUUGUGAGCUCACUUUGUAGUAAGUGAAUCCUAAUACAAUAUGUGGGUCUCUUUAUGGAGGAAAUGUGUUCGUCGGUCAUUCUCAGCUCCUAGCAGUGGAAAUACUUAUUAUCAUACCAACAAUGCUCUUUUUUCGGAGAAGAAUCCUGCAAUGAAAAGGCUAAGAACAGUGGCAAUCAAAUCUAAACUAAAACCUGCAUUUUUAAGAGAAAAGGCAACUAAAGACAUCGUGUGGAGCAGCGAGGCACCCAGGCAUCUCGAUAGAAGAGUCACUGUAUCACCUGAACUCAAAAAACUGUCUCUGGAUGAUGAACACACUGCAAAGAGAGAUAGGACUGUCAAGCAAAAAGCAAAAUUAGACCACCUUGAAUUUGUAUUUGGGAUAUCUCCUUGCUUACUGGCUAUUACACAUGGAAGAAGAAGGAUUUUGGGACUGUUUGUGAAGGAAGGGGACACUUCUCUGAGAGCUUCUGUUUUGAAGGUUUGUGAAGAGGCUCAAAGACAUGGAGUGCCAAUUCACCAUGCCAGUAAAAAGGACAUUGAUAAAAUGGCUCCAGGGCGUGUACAUCAAGGAGUAUGUCUACAAGCAAGUCCCCUUACUUAUGUCACAGAGGAAAAGUCAAGUCAAAGUUGGCUCCUCCCCAGAAAAAAUAAAAACAUGCCACUUUGGCUGGUUUUAGAAAGUGUACAAGACCCAAUGAACUUAGGUGCCAUUUUGCGGUCAGCCUAUUUUCUUGGUGUAGACAGAGUAGUAAGCAGCAUUUCUCAAAGCUGUCCCUUGUCCCCAGUUGUGAGCAAAGCCAGCUCAGGUGUCAUGGAGGUGAUGGAGGUGUAUGGAUGUAAAAAUCUUGGUGAAUUGCUGAAAUCGAAGCAAGCAGAGGGCUGGGAUGUGGUCGGGACAGUUGGGGCGGAAUCAAGAGAAUUUUGUGUUACCAAAUGUUCCGAUUUUACUAUGUCUAAACCCACCUUAUUGUUGAUCGGUGGUGAGGGUGGAGGCCUUUCGCAGGAGCUACAAACUCACUGUCAUACCCUUCUAACCAUUCCUGCAGGAAGACCACUGUUCUCAGGGAUAGAGUCACUCAAUGUGUCAGUAGCAACUGGUAUUCUGCUUCACUCUUUAUUGUAUUCAAGAUGUUCAAACAAACCAUUGUGAUGAAUACAAGUGUGCUGUCAUUACUUACAUUACAUUACAUUACUCACACAGGCCCAGGUCUAAAGGGGUGCACCCUCACUUCAGGAGCCUAAAAUAAUUCCACUUAAUUGCAGCGUAUUAUGUUUGCACCUCUUUAAAUCUUGGAUGCACCCUCAGUCGGUUUGGUCUGCAUCCGGGCAUGGUGACAUUUUAAUUGAAAUUACUGUG
Messenger RNA from Boleophthalmus pectinirostris (great blue-spotted mudskipper), 1438 nucleotides. It is a transcript of the gene mrm1, whose product is annotated as mitochondrial rRNA methyltransferase 1 homolog (S. cerevisiae). Gene Ontology annotation, biological process: rRNA methylation. The record is from RefSeq and is a predicted model, not a curated record. Lineage: Eukaryota; Metazoa; Chordata; Actinopteri; Gobiiformes; Gobiidae. Gene Ontology annotation, cellular component: mitochondrion. Bases 119 to 1231 code for a protein of 370 amino acids. The transcript has a single exon. Gene Ontology annotation, molecular function: RNA methyltransferase activity; RNA binding.